Anopheles maculipalpis is the source of this 1206-nucleotide messenger RNA. RefSeq names its product probable galactose-1-phosphate uridylyltransferase (gene Galt). The transcript has 3 exons. Gene Ontology annotation, molecular function: UDP-glucose:hexose-1-phosphate uridylyltransferase activity; zinc ion binding. Lineage: Eukaryota; Metazoa; Arthropoda; Insecta; Diptera; Culicidae. The record is from RefSeq and is a predicted model, not a curated record. Bases 82 to 1137 code for a protein of 351 amino acids. Gene Ontology annotation, biological process: beta-D-galactose catabolic process via UDP-galactose, Leloir pathway. Gene Ontology annotation, cellular component: cytoplasm.
CUGCUGCUUUAGCUCACUUUGGCCAAUUAAUGCUUUACCAUUAUCGCUGGCUGUUAGUUCAUCGUUUAAUUUUGCAGUGAAAUGUUCGAUCCAACGGAUCAUCAACACCGACGUUACAAUCCACUAAAUGGGCAGUGGGUGCUGGUGAGCCCACAUCGCAUGAAACGGCCCUGGUCUGGUCAGGAGGAAAACCCCCAGUCGGACGAUCUUCCGGAGUUUGAUCCAAGCAACCCGCUUUGUCCAGGGGUGACCCGUCCCAAUGGAAUCAAAAAUCCUAUCUACCGCUCGACGUUCGUGUUUACGAACGAUUUCCCGGCCCUGUUGGAGCAAGUGCCGGAGCCGCCGGCAAGUGAUGAUCCACUGUUCCAGAUAGCACCGGCCCAAGGUACCUGCCAAGUAAUGUGUUUUCAUCCGAAGUCGAACAAAACACUGCCCCUCAUGACGCCGAAGGAGAUCCGAAACGUAAUUGAUGCGUGGAUCGCGGAAUUUCGCACGCUAUCGGAGCGGUACUGUUGGGUGCAGAUCUUCGAAAACAAGGGCGCUGCGAUGGGAUGUUCGAAUCCACAUCCGCACUGUCAGAUAUGGGCCUGCUCGUUCUUACCGAACGAGCCGGAAAUUAAGGAUAAGAUGCUGCGGCAAUACUACGCCAAGCACGGGACGCCUUUGCUGGACGAUUACGUGAAGCGAGAAUUAGUGAAGCGGGAGCGCAUCGUAAUUGAAAAUGCGGACUGGCUCGUGGUGGUACCGUUCUGGGCAGUAUGGCCAUUCGAAACGAUGCUGAUAUCGCGCAAUUCAAACAAGCGUCUCUCCGAUCUAACAGUGUCGCAGAUCAACAGUCUGGCGAUCGUAAUCAAGGAGCUGACCAUCAAGUAUGACAAUCUGUUCAAGUGUUCGUUCCCGUACAGCAUGGGCUGGCAUGGAGCGCCCACAGCAGAACUGGCGAACGGACCAACGAGUGACCAGCACUGGACACUACAUGCGAUUUACUAUCCACCGCUGCUUCGAUCGGCCACGGUACGAAAGUUCAUGGUGGGCUUUGAGCUACUGUGUCAAUCACAGCGCGAUUUGACGGCUGAACAGGCUGCCGAUAGACUUCGUGGACUCUCUGGCAAACGACACUACAGUGAUCAGCUUUGAAUAAUAGUCGCCGAUAGGUAGACUAUCUAAUCUAACCACGGUCAUGUAUAUCGUAUUGGGAAAGAUAGG